Messenger RNA from Cryptomeria japonica (Japanese cedar), 3301 nucleotides. RefSeq lists its product as uncharacterized. The coding region runs from base 480 to 2927 and encodes 815 amino acids. The record is from RefSeq and is a predicted model, not a curated record. The transcript has 9 exons. NCBI's taxonomy places the organism in Eukaryota, Viridiplantae, Streptophyta, Pinopsida, Cupressales, Cupressaceae.
CCACCUGGCGUCGUUACCCUGUCCCCGUCCCCAUCCUCACCGGGCCUGGACUCACCUCAAAUUUGAACUGCAGUUCUCUGAAUUAAGUGAAUGUUACUCCAAUCGUUUUAUGACACAUAGGCAGGACCAUUUUGAGAAAAAGACAUAAAGAACUUCCGAAAGACAAUCUUACCUUAACGAUGUCCGAGUGGUUUGGAAUGGUAAUAGUAAGGGUCCGUGAUCAGAGUUAAAACUUUUGAAUUCCGGGAUCUGACAAAGCUUUAAAUAAAUUGAGGGUGUGCUAUGCUGAAGCAGGUAUUGCAGAUGUUUUUCAGCUGUAUAUGAUUAAGCCAAACUGUCCGUCGAAUUAGAAUUUAACUCCAAUUACCAGCAAUUUUGUGGUGUAAUUUCCUCCAUAGACUUCUAAACCAACGUAGGCGGAGAAUAUAUGAUGAAUUUAAAGACUGCAAGGGCAGUUUGUAUGGCAAUUUAGCAGUGUAAUGUCUGCAUGGCUUUAUGCAGACAAGGGCAGGAUUGGCAUUGCGAAUAAUUCAUCUGAUCGUACGAUGAAGCAGGUGGAUCCGGGGAAUGGAAUGUGCAGGGUUCACCCCAAAUUCAAUCGAGGCAGGAAGCUCAACCGGGCGGGAAAGAGCCAAAGCUAUUCCGUUGGACUUCUUGUGCUGCUUUUCUUCGGCAUUGUGGGCUUCUUGCUGCUGGGUUGGCAGGAUUCAUCUGAGCGGAAGGAGUUCUUUGAUAACCAGAAUUCAGGACAAGAUUCUAUUUGGGCGGAGACAAAGCAGAUCAUCACCAGAGAGGGGGAUAAUGAGAUCUUUCAACAGAAGGAUGGGAGAAAACUUGGUCGUGUUUUAGUUCAUGGUAGUGGCAGUUGGGCCUCAAAAGUUCUGGGCUUUGGUCAGGGUUCUACUGGUUCAGGUCAGGAUUCAAGAUACUGGGAUAAGGAUGACAGGAGAAGGGAUGAGAAGUAUGAAAAUGACUUUGAGAUCUUGAAUGCGGAUGUUAGAUCUGUUUCGAAACCACAAAAGAUUGGCUUGGGUGAUGAGGAGGAGGAUGCUAAAGAAAACGGUUUCAAUAGUCAUGGAAAAAGUGGAGUAAACAAAGAUAUUGUGGGUCAAAACACAGCAGCUGCUCACUCUGAUUUGGAUAAAGGUAACAAGUCUAUAAGAAUGUCAAAUGGGCAAGAUUUGCAAAAUGAAAGCUUAUACAAUGAACAAGGUCGUAAUGAGCUCAAAAUAUAUGAAGCACAAUAUGAGGCAGACUUGAAAGAAGAACAAGGUCUAAAUAAGACAGGCUAUGAUGGUGGUUUAGUCAAUGCAGAUAAUGGCGAUAAUACUGGAGAAGAUAUUGCAGGGAAUUUGUCUUUAAUUGGAGGAAGAAAUAGGCAUUCUUCACAGACACAGAAUUCAAAGCAGACUACCACGGAGUAUGUGUAUGGUGAUGGUGACUUAUUUACAGAGAAGAAAUUUUUUGAUGUCAAGGACCAGCAUCCUCGUCAUGUGUCAGGGAUGGAGAAGGAUCAUCGUCAAGAUUAUAAGGGAAAAAACAUAAUUGAAACUCAAAUCAACAUGUCUUUAAAAAAUUCAUAUAAUUCAGAAGUUGAUAAUAACAACUUUUCUGUGGCUCAAAAUAACAAGUCUUUUAAAAAAUCAGAUGAUGGGAAUCUGAAACAAAGAAUGGAGACCAAUUUUGAAAAAGAAUCAUCAGCAUUCAUAUCUAGUUUUGAUCAAGAGAAUGCAGUUAAAGAAAUACAUGAAUGGUCACAGAAUCUUUCCAGAAGGGAGAAACUGGUGAACUUGAGUGAAAUUGGUACUUGGAAAAUGGAUAGUCAGAAAAGGAGUACAAAUUCCUCAAGAAGCAAACGUAGGAAGCCUCCAAGUCUUCCAUGUGAGGUGGGAUUCCUGAACUCAACCGAGGAGCUUCAAGAACCUGAAGAAAAUGUGAAGUUUGCAAAUUUUUCUUUAGAAUAUGUUCAAAGAGAGGAGAAACCUGAUGGAGUUGAUACAUGGGAGCCAAGGUUUGCAGGUCAUCAAAGUCUUGACGAAAGGGAAAACUCAUUUUAUGCAAGAGACCAGAAAUUGCAUUGUGGCUUUGUAAAGGGGUCCGAAGGAUCAUUAAGCACAGGAUUUGAUUUGUAUGAAAAGGAUGCCGAGUUCUUACGCACAUGCCAUAUUGCUGUUUCUUCAUGCAUCUUUGGAAACUCUGACAACAUAAGGGCACCCACGAGGAAAAAGGUCAGUCAAGCAUCCAAGAAGAUUGUCUGCUUUGUAAUGUUUAUUGAUGAGAAAACAUUGGAGACACUUUCUUUAGAAGGCCAAAAGCCAGAUGAAAAUGGUCAGAUAGGUUUAUGGAAAAUUGUGGUGGUUAGAAAUGUACCAUACACAGACAUGCGUCGAAAUGGGAAGAUUCCGAAAUUUUUGUCUCAUCGUCUCUUUCCAUCUGCCAGGUACUCCAUAUGGAUAGACAGUAAGAUGCGACUGAACAGUGAUCCACUUAAUAUCUUAGAAUAUUUUUUAUGGCGUGGUGGCUUUGAAUAUGCUAUUUCCAAUCAUUAUGACCGGCAUUGUGUCUGGGAGGAAGUGAUGCAGAAUAAACGACUGAAUAAAUUCAAUCAUACACUCAUUGAUGAGCAGUUCUCAUUGUACCAGGUUGAUGGGCUUACAAAAUUUAAUGCAUCUGAUCCAAACACACUCCUCCCAAGCUAUGUGCCAGAGGGAUCUUUUAUUGUGAGGGCUCACAGCCCCAUGUCAAAUCUCUUUUCAUGCCUUUGGUUCAAUGAAGUAGAUCGUUUCACACCAAGAGACCAGCUUAGCUUUGCUUAUACUUUUUUGAAGCUCAGGAGAAUGAAUCCAGAAACACAUUUAUGGUUGAACAUGUUUAAGGAUUGCGAACGAAGGUUUUUGUCAAAAUUAUUUCACCACAGGACAGAGUAACUGGAUGGUUGCCACCAACAUUGUUUGGCAACUGACUUAGGCUGUGCUGUAUUUGUAACUGAGAAAAUGAACCCCGGAUAUAGCUGGAGAGAAUGGAAGGGACAACAGGGCAUUCUUUUCUAUCCAUUAUUUACAAAGUUUCUGAAUGCAUACACGAUGCAUCAUAGAAAAGCAAUUUUCUGUUUGGAUGGCUUUAUAAUCAAUUUGAUGCAUUCAGACUUCUGUAUCUGUGAUUAAUUUGGUAUUUAAUGUCAUCUAUUCAUUAUUUAACGGCUGCCUUACUAGUGUAUAUGGAACAAUUAGUUCCAGGUUUUGGCAUUUGUAGCAAUAUUAUAAUUAUUUUAAUGAUAAUUAUUCAGUGUUGUGGAGUGAAA